AUGUACAGCACAGAUAACUUGGUUAAAGUACGAGGACAUAGAAUGUACUGCAUGCCUGUGUCAGAGGCCCCGCCCCCGCCGCCCACCUCCUCAGGAAUUGGCUGCGUCGGUCCUAGGGGGCGGUCCCAGGGACGGAAGGAAGUCGAGGGUCGCGGGCGCGGGCUGCGCGGGGUUGCAGUCGCACGUGGAGAGCGCGCACCGCGCUCGCGUUGGGCUCGGGGCGGAGUUCCCCGUCCCCUUCCCUUUCCUUCCACACCCGCACGCGCGCCCUUCCUUCGUGGCUUGCCCUUCCCCCGCCUCCUGGGUCUAGCCCCUUCACUGGAGUGUGGGGCAGGCAGGCCUCCGGGCUCGCGUGCGCGUGUCCGAGCAGUCCCGGGCGGUGGGCGAGGGCGUGACCUGGGGAACCCGGAGGGGAAGGGGCGGGGGCGCGGGGGCUGGGAGAAGCGAAGGCGGCUCCUCCCUCCGCUGCCCUUCCCUCCUCUUCCCUCCCCGCCCCCGCCUCUUAGGCCCUCCUUUCCUUUCUUCUGUUCUCCCCUCUGCUUCCGGCUUCUUUCGGCUCUAGCAGGUAGAGCCUUCUCGGGGCGCGCGGGGCCUCAGCAGCUGCUCCCGACCUCUCCUCGGCCCAGCGCAGGGCCUCGCGCGCCCAUGGCCGGCUCUGCCCGGCGGUGGGACGAUGGAGAUUCAGACGUGGCGGCGGCGCCGCUGCAGGACGCGGAGCUGACCCUGGCCGGCAUCAACAUGCUGCUCAACUAGGGCUUCAGGGAGUCGGACCAGCUUUUCCAACAAUACCAACAAUACAGAUCAACAUAGUGGAGGAAAAACAAAGAGCAGCCUGCAAAAACAGGUCCAAGUCAGAAGAGGACUGGAAGACAAGGUGGUUCCAUCAAGGUCCUAAUCCCUGCAGUGGAGCACAGGACUGGAUUUACCCUGGCAGCUACUGGGACAGAAAGUACUUCAAUUUGUCUGCCAUUUAGUAAAGUGCAUACAGGUCAGGGUGUUUGGCUAAUCUCUAAAGCAAGUCUUAAACCUCUGUUUUUAAAUUUUUUCCCUUGGUUUCUACUUUGUUUUGAGACGGAGUUUUGCUCUGUCGCCCAGGCUGGAGUGCAGUGGUGCAAUCUCUGCUCACUACAACCUCCACCUCCUGGG
Cebus imitator (Panamanian white-faced capuchin) is the source of this 1146-nucleotide messenger RNA. RefSeq names its product WAS/WASL-interacting protein family member 1-like. The record is from RefSeq and is a predicted model, not a curated record. NCBI's taxonomy places the organism in Eukaryota, Metazoa, Chordata, Mammalia, Primates, Cebidae. The coding region runs from base 1 to 753 and encodes 250 amino acids. The transcript has 4 exons.